This is a messenger RNA of Seminavis robusta, 438 nucleotides long. NCBI's taxonomy places the organism in Eukaryota, Bacillariophyta, Bacillariophyceae, Naviculales, Naviculaceae. The record is from the annotation of a GenBank genome assembly.
AUGAAAUCGAUCCACAUGAUGGUUGCCACUAUCAUUGCCCUCUGCACCGUGGGCGAUUCCCACGCAGAAGCUGGUUUCCGGGGCACCUUGGAGUUUGAACAGCGUAUGCUGCAAAGCGAUGAAGGACGCUGGUGUUCCAAAAAUGUGGUUUGCCGCGCCGAGGGGUUGGAUGGAGCAUGCUGCCCUACGGUCGAUGGAGUAUAUCUGGACUGCUGCGAACGCAGAUGCUACGAAAACUUGCGAUGUGACGGACUUCAAGGCGACUGCUGUCCUACCAAAGAGGGUGAUUAUCUCGAUUGCUGCCGUCUCAAUCCGGAACAAAGAACAUGGAACCAGAACUUGGCCAGCUGCCAGAGGGCACCCAAAUGUGCGGCAAUGGGCCACCAAGGCAAUUGCUGUCCCACAAAGCAAGGCAGGCACUUAGACUGCUGUAGUUGA